Molecule: messenger RNA, 348 nt
Organism: Prorocentrum cordatum
Lineage: Eukaryota; Dinophyceae; Prorocentrales; Prorocentraceae
Source: the annotation of a GenBank genome assembly
CACGUGACGGCGGCGAACGCCGAGCAGCCCGAGGGACACGAGGAGGCGGCGAGCGUUGGCCAGGCCGUGGGUAAGCAGCUGUCCGAGGGUUUGCACGGGUCGCCGAUGGAGGUCGUGGAGCUCGUGGAGGCGCUGUCGCGGGUCCAGCACGUGGAGGCGGAUUCGGACGGGGCCCAGGCAGGGUCAGAGGGCGCCGAGGCGAACAUCGGCACGGAGGGUGAGGUCACGGACGCGACCGAUGCGGACCUCCUGGGCAGCACGCGCGACAUCGAGGGGAGCAGCAUGGCGGAGAAGCAGAGCGGUUUCGAGGGCAUCGCGGGGCCUUGCAACUUUGGCUCCGUCGACCUC